AAUCGACAAGGUGGUUCAGAGUAAAAGUUAAAGCUAUCCUCCUUUUCUUCCCAAGCCGCCAUUGUCCUCUGUUUGUGAAACCUCUCUUCUCCUUCCCUAGUUCCACAGAGCAACAGGAAGAACAACAAUGGCUGCUGCUCUCCAAGUCGACCGCCAUCCUGCUGGAUUCUUCCGAGUCAUCCUCCCCUGCUUUCCGUACGAAAAGGAAAUGGAUCUGCCCCUGAAGUUUGUGGUGGUGUAUGGGGCCGACCUCUCUUCUACAGCCACGUUCAACCUACCCGACGGAUCCGUUUGGAAGAUCGGCGUCAACAAAGGACCGGAUGGCCGCUCAGCUUGGUUUAGCGAGAACUGGGGUCGAUUUGUGGACCACCAUUCGAUAUCCAUCGGCUUCUUCCUCGUCUUUCAGUACCUUGGCAGCUCGGAGUUCAAAGUGAAGAUAUUUGACCUCAGCUGUUGCUCUAUCAGCUACCCUCUUCCCUCCGGUAACAGCAGCGAGCAGAGUGGCAGAGGCAGAGCUCAAGCAGUUUCACCCAAUCAAGUUGUGAGCCCUGAAGAUGAAGAUGGCAGCCAGGCUGGGGAGGUGGAGACAUUGUUGAAGCGUGUGAAUGAAAGUGGCAUUGCCAAGGGUCGUAAGUUUGCUCGAACAAUAUCCAAGUUUUGGAUGAAGUCGAAGAAGGGAGUAGAGGAAGCUAUUCUGUGCAAGCCGCACAAUCGCCCUUGUUUCCUGAUGCUGAUGACUUGUGCUUUGAUUAAAGGGAAGAGCAUGGUUUCCAUGCCGAGUGCAUUUGUGGCAGAGCACAUCGAAGAUGGAUGGACGGGUGUGAAGCUCCAAGUGCAGCAGGGGAAGAAGCAAUGGGAUGUGAAUUUGAACAGGGUUCGGGGAACCCAGAUGCGUUGUAUGGAUAGAGGUUGGAAGGGAUUCAGUAAUGACAACGGUUUGGGAGUCGGGGAUGUGUGUCUGUUCCAGCUGGUUUCUCCGGUGGAGCCUGUGCUGGAAGUCGCGGUGUUUCCUGCCGAGAAGUGACAUCAUCCUCACCGGAGUUGGUGGCAGCAAGUUGCAUCCCCAAGUUGUUUCAGUAUUCUCAAGCGCUUAUGUUCGAAAAGAGUUGUAGCGUUUUAGUAGGAUUAUGAAAUGCUUUUUGUUAUUAGUUUAGUUUAUGAGCCUUAUUGGUAUGUGAUAUGGAGGAGUGAUUGAACAGUUGGGUGGUGUUGAUGGACAUAUUAAGCAAAUCAUUAGCAAGAUAAUCAUGUUAAAAGCUAACUGGAGUAGAAUAUAAGGGAGAUAAGAUCGAAGGUACCAUAUACAUG
Linum tenue is the source of this 1308-nucleotide messenger RNA. NCBI's taxonomy places the organism in Eukaryota, Viridiplantae, Streptophyta, Magnoliopsida, Malpighiales, Linaceae. The record is from the annotation of a GenBank genome assembly.